UUGACCAGUGCGUCGAAAAAACGUCACUCAGUCAUUUUGAAAUUCAAAUUACAGUAACACAUUGCGUAGGCUGAGGAUGACAAGCAUGACACCUUCAAAGCGACAAAGGAUUGUGCAAGAACGUAUUUAUUGACUUCUAUUUCACAUUUCCACCGAACAGAAAAUCUCUAUCCUAGAGCACGUAUUCAUAAAACUUAAAAAAGACAGGAAGACAAUGGAAAUUGAAGAGGAUAUAUGGCGGGAAGCUAGAAGUUUGUGUAAGAAGCUACAGGACUAUGGAAAUGACACCGUUGUCAUGUCAAUAAAUAGACAAACAGAGAAAACAACAUGCCAAACAUCAGAUCCAGUUGAUACCUUUCUUGACAAGAAUCCAGAUUGUUUACAGAAGUUUAAAGAUUUUUGUUUGUCUUUGUAUGCUUCAACUGGUUCAAUCCAAAAUGAAGAUGAGGUGAAAGUUCAAGAUAAGAGCUGGGAAAAGGUGAAUCAGUCAGUUGUAGGAAACCAGUCAUCAGAUGAGGAUACAGAAGACUAUUCAGAUUAUGAAACUAUGAAAGAUCCUCCUAUAAAUAUGAAAAACACAAAGACAAAGUUACAGGAAAAGAAUCAAAAAUUGGGUAAAUAUUCAGAUUCUGAAAUUAGUAAAAAAGAAGAAAUAAGAAGUAAGACUAUAAAACCAAAAAUCAGAACGGUUGAUAGUAUAGUUAUCAGCUCAAAGGAAAAGACCUUCAAUACUUCUGCCCCUAAGAAAAGAAAAAUGUCAAAGUCUGUAAAAAAUGAUCGAACAACAAGAGUGCAAAGAAAAACCACAUCAUCAACAGUAGGAAAAAGUAGAAUAGAAACAAAAGGCAGCUGUGAAAGAGAAUUAACUCAAGGAAAUACACAAUUCAGUGCAGACAAAAGUAAAGAAAAUAUGGCAACUGACAUUGAUUUGUAUCGAAUAGGAGCGCAGUGGCCUAGUUAUUCAAUUACCUGUCAAAUCUGUCAGAUGAACUGGUCCAGUAAAAUUGCCUAUGUCAAUCAUAUCCGUUCCCACAAGGAAUAUCAAAUUUGUAGCAUUUGUGAUGAACUGAUUCAUGUCAAAGAUAUGAGUAUUGAAACACAUAUUAGCGAAAAACACAGUGACAUAAACCCUUUUAAGUGCACAAUUUGUGGACGCGGAUACAAAAGUAAAAAUGGCGUCAGGAACCAUUACGUGGCGGUUCAUGCCGAUUCUUCUGCUAGAUUUUGGUGUGAACUAUGUAACCGUGCAUUUGGCACUAAUAACAAUUACAAGACUCACAUGAGGUCCCAUAAGGAAAGAAAACAUUGUUUUAUGUGUAAGCAGGAAUUUGAAAACCUAGAGCUACUGAGAAAACAUAUGAAGGAUAGCCAUGCUUAUUAUUUAUGUUUGAUUUGUAAUAGGUAUUUCCCCGAUGAACUGGAACUCAAGGAGCAUGAAGAGACACAUUCGGAAAAUGAGAAAAAGUCCGGAAUUAAUCAUGAUAUCAGAAAAUUUUAUGAUUCAAGUAAUGAAGAUGUGAUGGAAAAAGAUAACAAUCAAACAAAUAAUCAUGAUAAUGCUGGGAGUACCGGAAGAAAAAAUUUAAGAGAGUUAUUUUUGAAAUUGUUAAAAAAUCCAGAUAUAAUGGAUGAAGAUAAAAAAGCUAAAAAUAAAACCACUUCAAAUGAUUUAAAGGGAGGUAAAGAAGAAAACAUAUCCAGUAAAAGCAGUCAACAAUGUGGGACUGCUAGAAAAUCCUUUAAAUGUAAAUUUUGUGGUCGUGUUUUUAAACUUGGAAUUGCUUUUGCACGUCAUGUAAAGUUACACAACAAUCAGUCAACCUUUAAAUGCCAGCAUUGUGGUAAAACUUGUAAAAAUGAAGAGACUUUUAAACAUCACAUGAUUUUACAUCUGCCUGACGAGAAGAGGCCACAUCGCUGUCAAGAAUGUGGUAAAGGGUUUGCCACUAGUACCUGUCUAAAGAAACAUUUUCUAGUUCACAGUAAAUUGAAGGAGUAUGUGUGUGAAUUCUGUGGUCAGUGUUGCCGAGAUAUGACAACUUUGAAGAUACAUCGUAGAUCUCAUACUGGAGAAAGACCAUACAAAUGUAAAUCUUGUCCAAAGACUUACCGCAGCUGGGACGCAUUGCGCAACCACCAACAGUCUGUUCAUCUACCAAAGAAAUCAUAUAUGUGUGAUAUAUGUGGGAAAUUUUACACACAAAAGCAUAGACUUUAUGAACAUAAACGCACACAUCGGGAAGAUGGGUUGAAAUGUGAUGUUUGUGGAAUUAAAGCGCUGAGUGUUGCUGCUGUCCGAAGACAUUUGGUUCUAGAGCAUUUAGAAAUUGCCAAAGAAAGGGGAUAUAAAAUCUAUACCUGUGAUUACUGUCAAAAGAUUUUACCAAACAAAGAAAAAUAUGAUUAUCAUAUACGGCAGCAUACUGGUGCCAGGCCGUUUAGUUGUUUGGAAUGUAAUAAAAGUUUCAGAGACCGGAAACAGCUCAAGAUCCACAUGAGAAUCCAUUUAAAUGAUAAGAAAUAUUCCUGUUCUGUGUGUAACAAGUCAUUUCUUUACAACAGAACCCUUAAAAAACAUCUUUUAACUCAUCAAACUGAAAAUGAUCCUCGUCCACGGCAUAAUUUUUCAACAAUUGAUGUAGAUCCUUCAAGUAUAUACAUGCCAUGUGAAACUCGUUUUUCUGAUCACAUUUAUAGUGCUGUGUGCAGGUCUAAUGGGAAUUUGGUUUCCAAUAGCAACACUUCUCAUAGGGACACUGUACAGAACGUGCAUCACUUGAACACAUCUCAUGAAGAACCUGUUCAGAAUGUUCAUCAAUUGAACACUGUUCAUGGAUUUCCCAUGAAUUACUAUACAGAAAGACAUACUUCUGAAACCUAUGGUAGUGAAAAUCCACUUGUUGGAACAUUUAAUAACUUAUACUCUAACCAGAAUCUUGGACAAAAUUAGAUCAAUAUGUCCAUUUUAUCAAUGAAUAAAUUGAUUCCUUGAAAUGGAUACAUUGAUAAAUGAACCUUGUGAACCUAGCACGGUAAAAAUCUGACUCGGGUAGCACAUCAUUUUAGUACAAAGCAGGGUUAAUAAUCAUAUCACAUCAACAUGUUAUUUUACUGAUAUAUGCAUGUAAUAUUUGCCACUGGAUGGUAACCAAUUCGUUCAUCUGUGAAAGUAAAGAAAAACAUGGAAAACCUGGAUUGGUUUUUCUUUUGUUUUUUAUAAACUUUCUGAAAUUCAUUAUUUAUCUGAUCAUUUCACAUCCAUUAUCAGGCUUCUCAAACUGUUUUAAAAGCUUUUGAGAGCUGAAACCAAAUUACUCAGUCAGCAUGCCUUGUUUUAAAAUUGUGUCCAAUAAACAACCUAGAUUCGCAUCUCUAAAAACAAUUGAUAAUAAUGAUAAAAAGAACAUAAAAUAGGUAAAAUUAAAAUUUUUAUUGUCAUCUCUGUUAAUAAUUAUUUGCUGAAUUUUAGUACCAUACAUAUAUUAUAUAUAUGUCCAAUAAACAGGAUAGACAAUAGUUGUAUGUACAAACAUAUUUACAAUAAAUGGUUUUGGCAUGAAAUACAAACAAUAAAACUGACAUAUGUUAUCAGUAGUAGUAUACAGUAGUAACCAUGGUAACAGUGGCUUUCAUAUGAAAAAGAAAUGGUUACACAUAUUUGUGUUUUGUUGUAUAAUCAUUAAUAUUCAGGUAAUCAUACUUAAAAUUUAGAAAGAUUUUUUUGAUAAGAUGUGACAGGAUUGCUUCCCUUGAAUAGUAGAUACUUAAUCAGUGGUAAGCGGUUGAGCUAAGGCAGUACUUCUUUAGCUCAGUUUGUUAGAGCACUGCCUUGUAACACAGAUGUCCAUGAUGUCCCAGGUUCAAGUCCCGGUGGAGACAAUGUGAUUUUGUAAUAAGAAUCAUGCUCUCCAGCUACAUAGAGACAAUCUUUUAAAAAAAUUGCAGUGAUUUUAUAAAUUAUUAAUGCUUGGCAAACUGCUGCUCAACAUUGCGGACAUAUGCCUAAGUGAUAUUACUGAAUGCAAUUUAAUAAAAUUGAAAUAAGUGUUUAUCUUUUUAUAUAA
Mytilus californianus (California mussel) is the source of this 4064-nucleotide messenger RNA. Its product is annotated as zinc finger protein 665-like. Gene Ontology annotation, biological process: regulation of transcription by RNA polymerase II. NCBI's taxonomy places the organism in Eukaryota, Metazoa, Mollusca, Bivalvia, Mytilida, Mytilidae. Gene Ontology annotation, cellular component: nucleus. The transcript has 8 exons. The record is from RefSeq and is a predicted model, not a curated record. Bases 215 to 2950 code for a protein of 911 amino acids. Gene Ontology annotation, molecular function: DNA-binding transcription factor activity, RNA polymerase II-specific; RNA polymerase II transcription regulatory region sequence-specific DNA binding.